Macadamia integrifolia is the source of this 2154-nucleotide messenger RNA. RefSeq names its product phosphoinositide phospholipase C 2-like. Gene Ontology annotation, molecular function: phosphatidylinositol-4,5-bisphosphate phospholipase C activity. The record is from RefSeq and is a predicted model, not a curated record. The coding region runs from base 181 to 2037 and encodes 618 amino acids. The transcript has 9 exons. Gene Ontology annotation, biological process: phosphatidylinositol-mediated signaling; lipid metabolic process. NCBI's taxonomy places the organism in Eukaryota, Viridiplantae, Streptophyta, Magnoliopsida, Proteales, Proteaceae.
UCUGGUCCAAAUUCACCCGACUCGAGAGUCGAGACCCGACCUUAGCUUACUUUCUGCAACUACGUCUGUAUUGUCCUCUCUAGUGCUCUAAGUCCCCUCACUGCUCUGCUGUUGCUACUUACUCUCUCUCUCUCUCUCUCUCUCUCUCUCUCUGCUUCUCUCUUCUGCUGCCUGUGAAAGAUGUCGAAGCAGACUUAUAGAAUCUGCCUUUGCUUCCGGCGUAGAUACUGGCUCAAACUAGCAGAAGCUCCGCCGGAGAUCAAGUCUCUCUUCGAAAGUUACUCUGAAAAUGGUGUUAUGAGCGUGGAUCACCUUCAUAGAUUCCUCAUUGAGGUCCAGGGAGAAGAUAAGGCCACCAAGGAGGAAGCACAAGCCAUUAUCGAUACAAUGAAAGAAUCCAUGCACCUCAAUAUCUUCCACCGUAAGGGCCUCAAUCUGGAAGCCUUCUUCCGCUAUCUUUUUGGAGACCUUAAUCCUCCUCUCUCGCCUUCCCUUGGGGUGCACCAUGAUAUGACGGCUCCACUGUCUCAUUAUUUUAUAUAUACAGGGCAUAAUUCCUAUAUAACUGGGAAUCAACUUAGCAGUGAUUGUAGUGAUGUCCCUAUUAUGAAUGCACUACAUAGAGGUGUAAGAGUAAUUGAGCUGGAUAUGUGGCCAAACUCCACAAAAGAUGGUGUUGAUGUUCUUCAUGGAAGGUAUGGAUUUGAUGUGCAGGCCAAUUCGUCUCUGGGCAACUCUUCCAAAUUAAAGUUUUAUGCAUGUAGGACUCUAACAACUCCUGUAGAACUCAUCAAGUGUCUGAGGUCUAUCAAGGAGCACGCAUUUUCUGCAUCAUCACAUCCAGUUGUAUUAACUCUAGAAGAUCACCUUACUCCAGAUCUUCAGGCAAAAGUAGCUGAGAUGGUCAUAGAAACAUUCGGAGAUUUGCUGUAUAUUUCUGAGCCAGAAGGCUUAAAGGAAUUCCCUUCACCAGCGUCACUGAUGAAGCGACUCAUUAUUUCUACUAAACCACCAAAAGAAUACCUUGAAACUAAGACUAUUGAGGAAAAAGAAAAUGAAUCGCAGAAGGGGAAGGUAUCAGCUGAUGAAAAAUCUUGGGGGAAGGAAGUUCCAGACCUGAAAUCUUCACUUGAAGCUGCCGACAAGCAGGAAGAAACAGAUGAGGGAGAAGACCAUCUGGAUGAAGAAGAUCUUGAUGAUGGAGAUUCCAAGACACAGCAGAUUUCAGCACCUGAGUAUAAGCGUAUAAUUGCUAUUCAUGCUGGGAAAGGGAAGGGUGGACUUGGUGAUUGGCUAAGGGUGGAUCCGAAUAAAGUUAGACGUCUUAGCUUGAGUGAACAAGAACUUGAAAAGGCGAUCAAAAAUCAUGGAACUGAGGUCAUCAGGUUCACCCAGCGGAAUUUGCUUAGAGUAUUCCCAAAGGUUACUCGUGUUGAUUCAUCAAAUUACAAUCCACUAAUUGGGUGGAUAUAUGGAGCUCAAAUGGUUGCUUUUAAUAUGCAGGGAUAUGGCAAGUCACUCUGGUUGAUGCAUGGAAUGUUCAGAGCCAAUGGAGGGUGUGGUUAUGUUAAAAAGCCGGAUUUUCUAUUAAACGUUGGUCCAUUUAAUGAGGUAUUUAAUCCUGAAGAAUGUUUGACAACUAAGAAAACCUUGAAGGUGAAAGUGUAUAUGGGAGAAGGAUGGUAUUUGGAUUUUCAUCACACACAUUUUGAUAUAUGUUCCCCUCCGGACUUCUAUACCAAGGUUGGAAUUGCUGGGGUCCGAGCUGAUACAGCAAUGAAGGAGACGAGAACAAUUGAGGACGAUUGGACACCAAUUUGGGAUGAGGACUUCGAAUUCCCCUUGACUGUUCCAGAGCUGGCUUUGCUUCAGAUUGAAGUGCAUGAGUCUGACAUGUCUGGGAAAGAUGAUUUUGGAGGCCAGACAUGUUUGCCAGUGUCAGAGUUGAGGACAGGGAUCCGAGCAGUGCCACUGCAUGACAGCAUGGGAGAGAAGUACAACAAUGUAAAGCUUCUUAUGCGUUUUGAGUUUGCUUGAGAUCUCUCUGAGAUGUUUUUAAUGGUUGGGUGUCUCGCUUGAUAAUCCCAUGACCAUACUCUUGCUGUGUAUGUAUUAUAUAUUAAUCAAAAUUGUUCCUUGGUUGCUCUAGUUCCA